This is a messenger RNA of Oncorhynchus keta (chum salmon), 2308 nucleotides long. RefSeq names its product coenzyme Q-binding protein COQ10 homolog B, mitochondrial-like. The record is from RefSeq and is a predicted model, not a curated record. Gene Ontology annotation, biological process: cellular respiration; ubiquinone biosynthetic process. Gene Ontology annotation, molecular function: ubiquinone binding. Gene Ontology annotation, cellular component: mitochondrion. The transcript is spliced from 5 exons. Lineage: Eukaryota; Metazoa; Chordata; Actinopteri; Salmoniformes; Salmonidae. The coding region runs from base 69 to 788 and encodes 239 amino acids.
GCGUCCACGAAGGAAUGGGCUGCGGGAGAAGUAGCUAGUGGCUGAGAGAAGCGAUCAUCGCAGUGAAGAUGGCGAGAGGAAUGCGGGGACUAAGGAGAGCCGUACUAGAAUGUAUAAAAAAGUUACCCGUCACAGCCAGCCGAGAAACACCUAAAAGGAUUGGCGUAAGAUAUCUCUCCUCAUGUGGGAUCCUGAUGAUGAGGGUGCCACCCCUCCUGGGGGCCAUGCCCAGGUCCACAGUCAUCGUGGCCCCCACCCGCUCCUUCUUCAACCUGGCUGACACCUUCAACAAGAGGAAGGAGUACUCUGAGAGACGCGUUAUGGGGUACUCUAUGUUGGAGAUGUAUGAAGUGGUAGCUGGGGUGGAGAACUACCUUCACUUCGUUCCCUGGUGUAAGAAGUCUGACGUGGUGUUCCGGCGCUCGGGGUUCUGUAAGGCCAAGCUGACAGUUGGCUUCCCCCCGGUAGUGGAAAACUACACCUCGCUGGUCACCACAGUGCGCCCCCACCUGGUCAAGGCAGCCUGUUCAGACGGUAAGCUCUUCAACCACCUGGAGACGGUGUGGCGCUUCAGCCCUGGCCUCCCUGGCUACCCUCGCACCUGCACGGUUGACUUCUCUAUCUCCUUUGAAUUCCGCUCCCUGCUGCAUUCCCAGCUGGCCACGGUUUUCUUUGACGAGGUGGUGAAGCAGAACGUGUCGGCGUUUGAGAGGCGGGCCGGGAAACUGUACGGAGCACAGACCAUGAUCCCCAGAGAGCUCAUGUUUCAUGAGGUGCACCACACGUAGCGUGCCCCAACGGUUCAUCCUCUCUCUACACACACACACACACACACAGUCAGCCAUGGCAGGGAGGGGGGGAGAGAGGUUAAAUGCCUGAACACUGCAGUGCCUUAUCAGAAAACAACGAAUGAUUUUAUACCCAUUAACUGCUUGUGGCUAGAUUCUGUCCCCCUCCCUGUCCCCCCAAAAUACCAUCCCCCCCGUACCACCAUAGACCCCUACUGGUGCCACCUCGCCCCAAAGAAACCAUCAGCACCUCUAGCCAGUAGGCACAUCUGAGCUUAGUGCUUUCCCCAUGCGGUGAGCACAGGGCUCAUAAUAGCCCUCUUGUGGAGAUAUAAAAACUCUUCUACUAAGGCCUAAAUAAAGUCUGUUUAUAGAGAAAGGCUGUGUGUAAGAUACUAUGGUAGCGAGAUCAGGGGAAAGGGACUGGUUAUGUCCUGAUCAGGCCAGCAGUUUGUGAAGGCCCAUCCAAGAUAUGACAUGUGCAUUACGUUAUUGUAACUAACAUUAUAAACUGGGUGGUUCGAGCCCUGUAUGCUGCUUUGGCAGUGGUAUACCACGGGUAUGACAAAUGUUUUUUACUGCUCUAGUUACCUUGGUAACCAGUUUAUAAUUGUGAUUAGGCACCUCUGGGGUCUGUGUAAUAUGGCCACUAUUUCACAGCUAAGGUCUGUAUCCAGGCACUCUGCUUUGCGUGGUCCAAUAGAACAGCCCUUAACUGUGGUAUAUUGGCCAUAUACCACACCUCCUCUGGCUUAAGUAGCCUAAUGCUAUGUUGUCAUGUGGAUAAGAUGGAGGCUGGGGUAUCAAAGGAUCGGCUUGUACAUUUUUGAAUGAAGUGUGAGCACUUUGAAGAUCGACGUUUCCUAAAGGAAUGUCGCAACACUGCCGAGCCUACCCACACAUACCUGUUCAAGAGGUUCUGUGUUGCAACAAUGUUACCGGGGACAUUUCUCCUGCAUCCCAUAUAGCACGUUGUUCUCUAAUGACCAUGGGAGGCAUGUUGUUCAGUUAUGGCACUUGUGCAAUAUGUGUUUAGUUUUCUAAAUGCAGCUACUUUUUCCCUAGAGAUAUGCACUGUUUAAAAGGGCCCAGACUGGCUAGGCAGGGUACAGUGUCAUCCAAACUGUGUCAAAUGGCACCAUAUUUCCUAUACAAUACACCCGUAGGGCUCUGGUCAAAAGUAGUGCACUAUAAAGGGAAUAAGUUAACAUGUCAGUUGCUUGUGUCUGCCAGUCAGAAUACUGUCAGAGGUAUCUUACCAUAGAACCUUUUAAAGAUGUCACUCUUAUGUACACCCAGUGACCUUUGACCUGAUCCUAGUGGAAUCAUAUUUAUAUUUUAUAACCUUAAGCAUUCUACUCAUAGAUAUUUAAGUUAACAUGUACAUAUUGUUUUAAGACCACAGAUAAGUGCUGACUUAACUAUAAUUGUUUUAUAGUGCAAAUGGGUGUUUCAAUGAGCGAAGAUGUAAACUAUUUUUAUAUUAAAAAAGGUUUGUGUGUAGACUCCAGAACAUUUAA